This is a messenger RNA of Haliotis rufescens (red abalone), 4048 nucleotides long. Its product is annotated as POU domain, class 4, transcription factor 3-like. The record is from RefSeq and is a predicted model, not a curated record. Gene Ontology annotation, molecular function: DNA-binding transcription factor activity, RNA polymerase II-specific; RNA polymerase II cis-regulatory region sequence-specific DNA binding. Gene Ontology annotation, biological process: regulation of transcription by RNA polymerase II. Bases 326 to 1360 code for a protein of 344 amino acids. The transcript is spliced from 2 exons. NCBI's taxonomy places the organism in Eukaryota, Metazoa, Mollusca, Gastropoda, Lepetellida, Haliotidae.
UUAUAGCAUAAUCAAACAGAAAAUGAGCAGUGGGAAAUUUCUGUUGAUCAUGCUUAAUUACUUAUUGGGCAUGCGUGCUGGGUACCCACGUGACUACCGUGCACACGGACAGGUGCAGAGGCAUUCUAUGGCAUUCAAUACAAAGCAAUAUUCGUUUCUUGUCCACUGCCAUUUUCCCAUUCUGACGGCGUAAGGGUAGAGACAGGCGGUAUCUCAGUCGAUAUUGGCGGUGUGCUUGCUAAGCCGAGUCGCUGAUAGGCUGGAGACGGAGGAGGGCGAAAAGUGACCGGUGUCGUUCAGGUCCCCGUUCGUUCCCUCUUUACUCAUGAACGGCAAGCAGCACUCGACGGUGGGCCUGUCCCCGUCUCUCAGCCAUGGCUCCCUCCCCACGGGGAGAUACUCCCCUCCCUAUCGACCCCCGGAACGUAUGCGAUGCAUGACUGGUUCCACGGGCAAUUUCUUUGGAGGCUUGGAUGAUGGCUUGUUGGCGAGGGCGGAGGCAUUGGCCGCCGUGGAUAUCCCCAAGUGUCCGUCAGCCCAGUUGAUGAAAUCGGAUGGCUUGUACGGACACACCCCAGAUCUGGCACCCCACCAGAUGACCUCCUCACGACCUCAGAUGUCUAUGCACGCGCACACCACCCCGUUCGGAUCCGGAGAUUCCAUGCUGGACCAGCUGACCGGCAACCCACCCGGAAUGACCCUGGGCCCCGUCUCCAUGCAGGAGCAUCACCACCAUAACAACCACGUGGUCAGCUCUCACUCCCACACACACCAGAUGUACCCCCCGGUGUACACCCACCCCAACAGCAUGAACACCCACCCCGGCCUCACGUCCCACCAUGCGGCUAUGCACCACCCCGUGCACGACACUGACUGUGACCCUCGGGAACUUGAAGCGUUUGCCGAGAGAUUCAAACAGAGAAGAAUAAAGCUGGGUGUGACUCAGGCUGACGUGGGGUCAGCUUUGGCCAACUUGAAGAUCCCGGGGGUGGGGUGUUUGAGCCAAAGCACGAUUUGCCGGUUCGAAUCUCUUACUCUAAGCCACAAUAACAUGAUCGCUCUCAAGCCCAUUCUUCAGGCGUGGUUAGAAGAGGCAGAGAAGGCGGCCCGGGAUAGAAAAGCUGAGGGGGAGAUGAUGGGUGGUGCCGACAAAAAGCGAAAGCGUACGUCAAUUGCCGCACCCGAGAAAAGAUCCCUCGAGGCGUACUUCGCUGUUCAGCCAAGGCCUUCAGGAGAAAAAAUCGCUCAGAUUGCUGAGAAGUUAGAUUUGAAGAAAAACGUUGUUCGUGUGUGGUUUUGUAAUCAAAGACAGAAACAGAAACGAAUGAAGUUCUCCGCGGGAGGCCUUGUUCAUCACUGAACUCAAUUUCAGAGGCAGGGACUAGGCAAUACUCACCAUUCGGAGCGCCACCCCACCCCUGUUCUCCCCGACCCCAGGACUAGCGGUCGGUGGGGCAAGGCUGUGGGGAGGCACUGCCCUAGGUUCAUGUGCAAUGUGUUUCUCAGGACAGCUAUACGCUCUCGCUUGUGCAAACGGCAAAACAGCGCACAGAGAGAAACGGCGAGUGCUUUUGUGACAAUACUGACGAGAAUCGUUUGGGAUUCUCGUUUUUUGAACUAUUCUGGUCCGAGCUUGAUGUAUAUAUACUACGUAAGUAUGAGUGUUGACACUGUUGAUUUUGUACUAUAAAUUAUUAUUUAUGUUUGAGAAAUUUAUUUGUGAACUGUUUCUCACGAGGACUUUUUGAAGGUUGGUACCCCAACAGAACCACCAUGCGGCAUAUUACUUAUGUAUAGACUCAAUAUUCACUGCAUCACUGCAUUUUUACAAAUGUAUGCUUUUUCUGUGUUAUUUUGUCGGUUUAUUCAGUUUUCAUAUAUGGACAUCUAUAAGCCAUGUUCUUACAAGCGAACAAAAAUCAUUCUGAAUUUCAAAGCAUUCUAAAUCAAAUGCGUCACUGCCAUUGAAACGCAAUACCGAGACCUCCCAUCUAGAAACAGUGACGCCAUUUUUGUUUUCUGUUUGUAGAACGUGUAUCUCAGGAAGCCAUGAAGUAAAUAUGUUUGUGGAUUUUUAAAAUCGUAUUUCCAUCAUUCCCAUGUGUCCUAAGACAGUAAAGCGUCUCCCUGUCGAUGACGAUGUAGUUGAAAUUAACAACCAUACAUUAUGAAUCAAUUCCCCACCAGACCGCAACUGCUCAUGGCCUAUCUGAAUGGGCGUCAGUUAAUAUUUUUAUCAUCGUUUCCGCAACGCUGAAACUGAUCCAGUUAACAGUCCUAUGUCAAUUUAUUUAAAAUGUAUUCCUUGUCAGCAUUAUGCUGCCUUUCUGAAAAGUGACUUUAUUUGGUUUGGAAAGUUUGAUUUUGUAUUUAGUUUAAUAUCAAAUUAUAUCAAUGUUUCAAUUCGGAAAGCAUAUUUUAUAUAAACAUGUCCCGACUUACACAUUUACACAUUGUUAAAAAGACGAAUAAAUCUGCUGUACGGGGUUCCGACCCCCAACAUCAAUGCAUGUGUAAACAAUGCUCAAAAAUGGCCAGGUCUUGCUUCUGACAGUUCACAGGGGAAUACCCUUCGAGUUAGGAGUCGCGUUAAGCUCUAGAAUAGUAAGCCGCUUAGCAUUCGGUAAGACCAUCAUUAGCGUUGUUUCCCAGUAUUAUUAGUAUUAAAGGGAUCAUACUAGCCCUUCUGGUCAGGGAGAUCGUAUUUACGGUACUGUCAUCUACAACAAAUCUAACGUAACAUCAAAACCGAACUGGUAUUCAAUGAACAGCUGAGUUAUAUUGACAAUUUUCACUUUUUCCAUUUUGGUUAUUUUACUAAAUCUUUUAACACAAUUUUAUGAGAGAAAAAAUAGAAAUUCGAAACAAAGGCAUUAGUAAACGCGGUGUUAUGUACUGACAUAUGUUUAAAAGCAAUUGGAAACCCCUUAAAGCCAUAUUACAAUUGAUUGUAUCAAUUACGUUUUGUUAAAAUGGCUAUAAACGGACAUCUGAUAGGCCAUACUCAGGCGAUGUGUUGUGCUUGGGGGACAUUGAGUGCAUAAUUACGGGGGUGAUAUUUGCUCGACGCACCCGGCUAUGAAACCUGGCGGUGAUGUGAGAACAAGACGGAGCCACCCUAGCUAGAUUUCUCUCUCGGGGAUCGGUAACCCGACAUACACGUUUAGUAAUUGUCCUCGUUUUAUCACCGCUAUUAUUAUCAAAGUUUUGACCUUUUGUUCAUUGUGGCACCAAGGCCAUCUGCGCGUCCUAAUCGAAUACAAUCGAUGUUGUACCCUCAGCCAUACUUAAACACCGAUUACUAAUCAAUUCUCUCGUGUAUUUCUUUGAACCUUUUUAUAUGCUUUUGCUGACCAAUAUUGUCACGAGUCGAUUCGACUUGUAAUCGAUAUUACGUGUCCGACGCGAGAUCACAAACAGAUGACGAUUUCAACAUACGUCUCCCUGCUCAACAACGGCGCCGUUAAACAACUUCAUAAAAUAUUUACCGCAUCGACGGCUGUGGGGGGAUAGACCAAAUUCCAUUACAUUAGUCGCAGACUAAUUUCUAUGGCUUCCUUAGGUGCAUGUGAGGAAUUCCGACAGACAUUAUGCAAUUUCAUCUUCAAUACCAUCGUGCUGCUUUAGUGUUAUAUUUGCGUUGUCAUUUUUUAAGUUAUUUUUUCACAAUUUUGUGGCAAGUUUUACUACACAGGGUCGCAUGCAAUAACGAACAUGUAAAAAUAGAAGCCAUGUUUAAAUGCGUUUUCCGUACAACGAAUUUAGAAUGAGUCCGAAAAUGGCAAAUUCUUAUAAAUAAGAUUGUUUCUAUCAAAAUAUGCUUUGCCAUUUUAAAGGGAAAAGUCUGAAUUGGCAUGUGUCGUAAUUGUGAUUUGUGUUGUCUGCGAGCCUGUGUUUUGUCGCCUGAUUUUGUAAGUUCCUAGCUAGCGACAUCCUGUGAAUUUACAAUACUGUGUAUGAAUUUUACAUAUUUUUGUAUGUUUUGAGGCCUAUAUUUGUAUGUUAUGCGUUCUCUCACUGCAAAUCAUGAUAAAACAAUUGAUCUCUA